Messenger RNA from Strongylus vulgaris, 198 nucleotides. Lineage: Eukaryota; Metazoa; Nematoda; Chromadorea; Rhabditida; Strongylidae. The record is from the annotation of a GenBank genome assembly.
AUUGGACAUCCGGUACCAGAGGGUUUCACGUAUGAAAACAUCAAAUUCCACUGCAAACAACACUAUCAAGCGAAGCAAGCCCUGGAGAGUUGGUUGCGAGAUCACAAAAUGGGAAUGUGGCAAUCAAAACCUGAAGAGGUGUCUAUGUUCACAGUGUGAAUUUACGGAAUUAUCGACGAAAAUUCAAGGAUUCUAGAU